Linum tenue is the source of this 393-nucleotide messenger RNA. The record is from the annotation of a GenBank genome assembly. NCBI's taxonomy places the organism in Eukaryota, Viridiplantae, Streptophyta, Magnoliopsida, Malpighiales, Linaceae.
AUGGGAGCGUUUGUGGAGAACCUCGGAGUGUGCACGAUAACUCGUGCUGAAAUUAUGGCGGCCAUCCGAGGACUCCAGCUUGCGUGGAGAAACGGCUACAGGAAGGUCCUCCUUCAAAUGGAUUCCACAACAGCAAUUAAUAUCCUCUCCGCCAGUAAUCACAUGGAGCAAAGGUACUGUAUCCUGGUUCAGCAAUUCCAGGAGCUCCUUAAUAAAAGCUGGGAAGUGAAGAUUUCCCACAUCUACAGAGAAGGGAACAAGGCAGCAGAUUUCCUGGCCAACAAGGGCCAUACCAGUAGCAUUGGGUAUCAUGAUUUUGAGGUGUCUGACUCUGGUUUAGCUUUUUGGAUCUUGUAUGACAUUCUGGGUAUUUUCCAAACCCGUUUAAUCUAA